Molecule: messenger RNA, 1914 nt
Organism: Caenorhabditis remanei
Lineage: Eukaryota; Metazoa; Nematoda; Chromadorea; Rhabditida; Rhabditidae
Exons: 15
Coding region: 1-1914 (637 amino acids)
Biological process (GO): G protein-coupled receptor signaling pathway
Cellular component (GO): membrane
Molecular function (GO): G protein-coupled receptor activity
Source: RefSeq, a predicted model, not a curated record
AUGUCAUCAUCAAACUCAACUAAUCGGGUCAGUUUUGUGGAUGUGAUCAUCUUCACCGGCUUGGAGUCACUGGGAAUCUGUGCGAUUCUUGGAAAUCUGGCUUUGAUCAUAGUUCUGCUCAACAAUAAGUAUUUGCAUCGUGCCAGUCAGAUGAACAAACAAGAAGACCAUGAUUACAGUUUCAUUCUGAUGUUAAACUUGGCUAUCGCUGACGUCAUCCAUGGUUUUGUGACCACGUGCCACUUCUAUCCUCCAAUUUUACUCAAAGAAAUGCAUAUUGGUGAGAUGGCUGUCCGUCUGUUCAACAUCGCCGACUGGACGGCUUGGGCGAUAACACUGACGCACAUGUCGGCAAUUUGCCUUGAUCGGUUAAUUGCCAUCAUUCUAUACGGACGCUAUAAUGUAUUGGUAACAGUUCAAAGAAUCAAAACAUUCAGUAUUUCGUGUUGGGCACUGUUUCUCAGUACCAAUGUCACGCUAUUUUUUCUUCAAGCGUGUUGCAUGAUUCGGCCACUGGAAUCGCUCAACUACUACAGUUUUGGAUACGCCGAGAACAGUAACUUCAAUGUAUAUGUUCUGACCUACACACCUGUGGAGAUCCUGACUAUUUUGAUUCUGUCAUUCAGUAAUCCCAUUACACUUGUCCAAUUGUACCGUCGACACAAACGAAAAAUAGCAUUACGACAGCAAGGAACCACAAAGAGUGUCUCCACGUCAUCGUCGUCACUUCUGAAGCAACAACGAUCACAGUGGCAGAGAGCGAGCACGAUGUUGCUGGAAAUGUCAAUGAAAAUGGGCAGUAAGCACAUAGCAAAUGAUGUCCGGGAAAUGGCUGCUAGGAGAUCCAACCGUCAGCAGCAACGGAUCCUGUUGCAGAUAACAGUUGUCGCUCUAAUUUUCUAUGCCUACAUGUCGGCCUACUAUGUUUCAUACUAUAGCAGAUUUCAGUCGAUUGCUCUGAUGAUCUUCAAUAGUUACUUCUAUUCCAUCACUCAUAUGAUCAAUCCAGUGAUCUAUUUCUCAUUGAAUAAGGAAAUGAGAGCACAGCUCAGAGAAGCGUUUGUUGAUUUCCGAAAACUAUUCAGUUGCAAGAAGAAAGACCCAUAUGGAUUUGCAAACAGCUCCACCAAAAUCAACCAUAGUACCAAAAUGACAAUGGUUAGAGCACAAAGUACAUCAUGCAGUGAAACAUCGCCUUUGUUCUCGUCCAACAAUCACUACAAAUCGACAGGCACCACCCAGAAGAAUGAGGAAAGAUUGUUAGAUUCUGUGGAGGGAAGCAGCACUGGAAAUGAGUCAGCGGAAAUCAGAGCAAUUGUUCAGAAUGAUGAUCCAUCUGACCAAUGUUCACUCCCAAAAUCGGAUAUCUACAUGACACCUCCAGUCGAAAUGCCACCAAACAAAAUGGGCGCAAAGGAGAGGUCCACUUUCAUCAAUCAACUCGUUUCGGCUUUGCAAUAUGCCAGUAACAAAUCAUUGGCAUCAGUGAAAGGACAAAACGAGGUGGAGGAUGAGGACGAAUGUGUUGAAGAAGACGGCGACUCAUUGCGUGUGCAACCCGUCCUAAGAAAAUUGGACAAAUCGGCGACUACAAAUGACAUCAGCAGCAUGAUCAAACAACGGUACAUCCGGUUUUCCAAUACCUUGCAAGUAAUUCCUAGAGACACUAGCUUUCAUCCAGAAAAUCACAGAUAUGUAUCUAUGGGAAGUCUGGAAAGAAAUUGCUUACUGAAUGACAUGUCUGGAAACAGUGACUCCACUAGCACGACUGUUCAAAAAUCUGUGACCAGAUCCAUCUCAUCUAGUUCAAAUGUGUUCCGGAAUAGCACCACAAAUUGCAACGGGGACACCGGACUUCUUCUGGACGAUGAAUUAGAUACAGACUUGGAUGAAGAAGAAAUUGCUUAUCUCUGA